Molecule: messenger RNA, 2603 nt
Organism: Sabethes cyaneus
Lineage: Eukaryota; Metazoa; Arthropoda; Insecta; Diptera; Culicidae
Gene: su(Hw)
Product: oocyte zinc finger protein XlCOF6
Exons: 8
Coding region: 130-2361 (743 amino acids)
Biological process (GO): regulation of transcription by RNA polymerase II
Cellular component (GO): nucleus
Molecular function (GO): RNA polymerase II transcription regulatory region sequence-specific DNA binding; DNA-binding transcription factor activity, RNA polymerase II-specific
Source: RefSeq, a predicted model, not a curated record
CUCGAGCAUGAUUUUAACUUGCUUGUUAUUUUCAUUUAGUUAAAAUUGAUUUAAAUUUGAUUAAAACCCACCAAAUAAAACGCAACUUUAUUCAUUAGUGUAUCAGCCGUCCGGAACAACUGAAUUGCCAUGUCGGAAAGGCCAUCACGACGACCUAAGGGGGAGAAAUUUCGGCUCACCGUACCGCUCGACGCGGAUCCAGAGCAGGACUUGGAGCUGGUUCCGGUGGAUGAAACCACGCAGGAUACUGACAAUUUUGCCGCCACUGGAGAUAAUGUUGAGCCCGAUUUGGUCCAAACCCACGAUGGACGGUUGAUCAUCGAAAUGAAAGCGGCUCGAACUUGUUUAAUAUGCAACACGAAAUUUCCAACGGCCAAGAGUUUAGCAAAGCACAAACUAGUUUGCUUUUGUAAAGAAGAGGUAUUUAAAGAUGUACUACAAAAGGAGAAAGCUGCUGCAAUGGUUGCCCAGCCCGGCGAGGAGUUUUUCAAAUACUGCAAUCCAACUCCUGAGAACCCAUGCUACUGUUGCGGUGAGGACAAAUCUACGGCCCAUGUGGGCCACAUGCAGUGCAAAUUUUGCCCUAAAUCGUUCAAAGCUUUUGAGUAUAUGGAAAAACAUCUUGCUUCCGUGCAUGCGGAAAGCGACGCCUUUGCCUGUGCCCAAUGUAAUGCACGAUGUUCGUCGGCAGCCGUUCUGGAGGGUCACAUGGAAACGCAUAGCGAAGGAAAACCUUUUUCGUGCCUCAAGUGUGGCAAAGAUUUCACCCGUAAAUACCAUCUCGAUCGUCAUUUGAAUCAUUCGAGCUGUGGAGAUAUCCCGAAGCAAACGUUGCCCUGUGAAGUGUGCGGCAAAGAGUUUACACGCCUCGAUAAUUUGCGGGAACACCUGCGCUUCCAUAUGGGUCAAAGUUCACGUAGACGUGACUACCAAUGUCCGUACUGUCCAAAAUCAUUCUAUGGGUCAUCGUUGUUAAACAUUCACAUUCGCACACACACCGGCGAAAAGCCGUUUCCAUGCGAUCUAUGCAACAAAUCAUUUCCAUCCACUGGGGCGUUGAGAAAGCAUCGAAGAUGUCAUACCGGCGAGCGUCCAUAUCGCUGUGAUCAGUGUUCGGGUACAUUUUCUGCUCGGGAAACCCUGAACAGACAUCGCAAAACGCAUACAGGAGAAAGGCCACAUCAUUGUACAAUGUGUGACAAACGAUUCAUCCAGGCUACGCAAUUGCGUGCGCACAUGUUUAACCACACCGGAGAAAAUGGAUUCGCGUGCAUUCAGUGCGAUGCAGCCUUCGGUCGAAAAGCGAGGCUUGAAGAACACAUUCGUUUUGUGCACAAUAGUGAGGAACGCAUUACUUGCGACGUUUGCAACAAAGGAUUUUUACGUUACGACGAUCUCAAGCGACACUCGGUUACUCACAAUAAGGUUAAAAAACACGCUUGUGAUAAGUGUGGGAAAAAAUUCAUGACUAAACACGCUGUGAAACUUCAUGACAGAAUCCAUGAAAUUGAAGACCCAGUUGAUUGUAAUAUAUGCGGCCAUCAAUUUUUACGGCACGAUUGUUUGGUCCGACACAUCAGGUCGAAGCAUACAGGUAAAAAUCCUGUAAAGAUUGAAAAAACUGCAACCGAAAAGGCUCCGCCACCUCCUCUGCAGAGGGGAGAAGAGGUACUGGAAAUCGGUGGAGAAGUCUACCAAAUUACUCCAGUUGACAACAUUCAAAUCGUGCAGAUUACGCCGCAAUCAACCGCGACGGAGAUGCAGGACAAUGGUACACGAGUGGAAAUUCUGGAAGUGGUCGAAAUGGAUCCUCCAAAUGAAAAACUUGAAGCAAUUUCGGUUAAGCAAAAACCAAAAACCAAGACUGAAGUGAAAUGCACGACCAUUACAGCAUCGAAGUCUCCACAGCAACCUGAAACAGCAGCUUCGAAGAAACAAGAAACCGAUCCAGUUACAUCCCAGAAAAAAGUAGUCCAUGCGCCGAAGAAACGCCUUCGAGCGUCAAAUCCCAUCCCGUCCAAAAAAAUCAAGAUCGAAGAGCAAGACAAUUGUAUGCCAAUCUUCCUCAGUGAUACGGUACUGAAGGAUAAAGUCGCCGAGCUUCUCUGCCUGCUGAUUGAUGAGGACACGCUAGCGGAAUUCGGCUGGCCAACGGCACCGGUUGACGAAGUUCUCGUUAAAGUUAUCAUACAAUGUGGUUCCAAGCCGGCCAGCGAUACCGAUAGUGGGGACUGCACGACACGGCUGCGCGAGAAUACGAAAAUUUUGUUUUCGUUAACCAUGGACGAUGAUAACAUAAAAACCUUGCUCAACAAUCAUACGGUCGAUGAAGUAAUUAUGGAUGUUCUUAAAAAUAAGUAAUCUAAACGAAGUAGAUCCGUAGCAAUGGUAAACUUGUUACGGUUUUCGCAAGUGCAAUUAAUGGAAAAACGCCUCCCAGGAGUGGCCUACACAAUUUGUUAUCAAACGUAACGUUAUACGAAUCAGAAGUUUUACUGAAAAUUGAUUAUCUAUAUUGGACAUUGGUGGAAGUAAGUUUGAUAAAACCUUAAAAGGUUAAAUUGAUGUGAUUUUAAUUCACAAGAGGAGUAAACAUUUGUACU